AUGUCGGUGCCACUGGUCUUCAAGGGCCGAGAGGUUGCAAUGACCCAGAACGAGCUUGCCGCCUCCUCGGCUGCAGCCAAAGCAAACGGCGCCGAGGAUGAGGACGAAGACGACCUGAUCCCGAAGAUCGAGUCUGACUUGGUCGAGCCAGCUGGUGCCCUCGAGAAGUCGGCCAGCAGAAAGCGCCAGUCUAGUCAACCCGCCACCAGCAAAGCUAGCAAGAGACGUAAGCUGCUUGAAGGCCAGGAGCCUCUGGCUGGAUCUGCUCAGAGUGUUCGGGCCUCGAUCGAGAACAGAGCCGCGCCUGCCGCGAAGAAAGGACUUCCCCUGGAUCCCCUCGAUACUUCCGACUCUGAGGAGGAGGGAAACGGUCCCGACGAGAAAGGUCCUAGUGAUACUGAGAGAGACGAUGAUUCCCCUCCGCCGGUGCAAGCUCCUAAGAAGCGUGGUCGUCCCAGAAAGUCUUCCAAUGCUGGCUCGGCCAAGUCCAAGAAGUCGGUUGGUAAACCGAUUGCCGUUGGACCAGUGACCAAAGGUAAGUUCAGGAGUGAAUGCACUUGCGCUGUGACGACUCAUGACCGAGGCGUGGCUCGCCCCAAGAAGGCCACCAAGAAAAGCCCUGUCAAAGGCACCUCGAGUUCUCCUACUUAUUCUGAGGAGUUCUACGUCGUUGAGAAGAUCGUUGGCGCACGCGUUGACCCCAAGACCAAGGUGCAGAUGUACAUGGUGAAGUGGAAGGGGUACAGCGCGAACCAGAAUACAUGGGAGCCAAAGGGAAACCUAAGCAAGUGCGCUGCUCUCAUCAAGAGUUUCAAUGCUUCCCAGAAGAAGGAGAGGGGUAAGAAGUGA
Molecule: messenger RNA, 849 nt
Organism: Colletotrichum scovillei
Lineage: Eukaryota; Fungi; Ascomycota; Sordariomycetes; Glomerellales; Glomerellaceae
Product: chromo domain-containing protein
Exons: 3
Coding region: 1-849 (282 amino acids)
Biological process (GO): negative regulation of transcription by RNA polymerase II; chromatin organization
Cellular component (GO): pericentric heterochromatin
Molecular function (GO): chromatin binding
Source: RefSeq, a predicted model, not a curated record